Phytophthora infestans T30-4 is the source of this 837-nucleotide messenger RNA. RefSeq lists its product as uncharacterized. Lineage: Eukaryota; Oomycota; Peronosporomycetes; Peronosporales; Peronosporaceae. The transcript has a single exon. The record is from RefSeq and is a predicted model, not a curated record. Gene Ontology annotation, cellular component: cytoplasm; nucleus. The coding region runs from base 37 to 837 and encodes 266 amino acids.
CUUUCAGUGGUUGCAUCGAAUUUUUGACUGGCCGGCAUGAACAGCGACAGCGAGGGUGAUGAGGAGCAGUUGGUACUGUCUGGCGCCGCACUGGCAGCUUUGCAGGAGUUUGCGAUCGAGCGCGGUAUCGCUGUCGAAGAUGAGUCGUCGGACGUGCGUCUGGACAUCCAGAAAGCACUGGACAUUGAGCCCAAAGAGGAUUCAUUCGAGUUCAAAUUUGGCAAAAAUGGUGACGAGGAGGACGCUGAGAUCACUAUCCGACUCAAUGGACUUCGCCGCGAUAUCGGACAGACACUGCAGUCGACUGGGCUUACCCUCUGGCGUGCUGGCGACUUUCUGAGCGAGUACAUGUACCAGGACCGCGGCCGGUUCGCCGGCAAGUCCAUCAUCGAGCUGGGAAGCGGUCUUGGUCUCAUCGGUAUCUUAGCGUCGUACCUCACGGACAAGAAAGUGGUGAUCACCGACGGUGACGACGACACUAUUGAUCUUCUAGUCGCCAACUGCAAACUCAAUGGUGUGGGCGAUCGUGUCGAGUGUCGAAAGCUGCUGUGGGGCGUCGAUCUGCACCAGAUCGAAGACAAGUUCGAUGUUGUCUUGGGUGCUGACAUCAUUUACGAGCAGGAGCACGUGGUUUCACUCUUUAAAACGGCGAAAUACUUGCUCAAACCAGGUCGUCGAAGUGUGGGAAACGGAGGCAAAGCCGCGUCGGAGUUUUUAUUGGCGUACACGAAGCGUAAUGUUUCCAUUGAUUACGUUCUGGACACUGCCAAAGGCUUUGGCUUCGAGUGGGAAGAGCCCACGAAUGAUGAAGGAAUCUAUACCUUUAGAUUAGUAUAA